UGGCAGCUGAAAAUAGAAAGAGCGUGUAUUUUGAAAAAGAAAAUAAUGGUUUGGGCAAAUCGAGAAACUAGGGCAUCGACAGUCGUGCUUUGACUCCGUUUCCAAGCGCUUCCCAAUCUUCCUUCAUCGCUUGCAAUCGCAAGCACUGAUCCGGCCAUGUAUCGGAUCAAGAGUUGGCCUUCCUUCUUCGUACUAGCAGCUGCCGUCUUCUUCUACUGGAAACCGCCUCUUCAAGAAAUGGCCGGGGAAGUUCCCAAUUCCAUCUACGAUGUCCAUGUGAAGGAUAUAAGCGGAAAUGAUGUUAGUCUGAGCAGUUACAGUGGAAAAGUUCUUCUUGUUGUCAACGUUGCUUCUAAAUGUGGUCUCACUCACUCCAACUACAAAGAGCUGAAUGUUGUGUAUGAGAAGUACAAAGAUGAGGGACUUGAAAUACUAGCAUUUCCUUGCAACCAGUUUGGCAGUCAAGAACCUGGAACCAAUGAAGAAAUUAAGGAGACCGUAUGCACAAGGUUCAAAGCUGAGUUUCCAAUAUUCGAUAAGGUUGAAGUGAACGGUGAAAAUGCUGCACCAUUAUACAAGUUCUUGAAAUCAAAGAAAGGCGGGUUUCUAGGUAAUCGCAUCAAGUGGAACUUCACAAAGUUUCUUGUGGACAAAGAUGGCACAGUUGUUGAGAGAUAUUUACCGACAACAUCACCCUUAAAAAUUGAGAAGGACAUUCAAAAACUAUUGGGAACUGCAUCAGGGUAAAAAGGUGGUCUUGUGCGAUUGGAAAUGUUAUCUUAGGCUAUCCAAUAAAUAUGAUGAGAAUGAUGUAGCACUUCAUUCAAAGUCAUAUUAAUCCUUAAAUGUCAAUAUUCUUGAUACUAUUUUGCUGUUAUUAACUGAAUUAUGACAUGAAUAAGAUCAUCAUGGUCUACUGCUUUCUGAA
Zingiber officinale is the source of this 928-nucleotide messenger RNA. Its product is annotated as probable glutathione peroxidase 2. The transcript has 6 exons. The record is from RefSeq and is a predicted model, not a curated record. Gene Ontology annotation, molecular function: glutathione peroxidase activity. The coding region runs from base 157 to 747 and encodes 196 amino acids. Gene Ontology annotation, cellular component: cytosol. Gene Ontology annotation, biological process: response to oxidative stress. NCBI's taxonomy places the organism in Eukaryota, Viridiplantae, Streptophyta, Magnoliopsida, Zingiberales, Zingiberaceae.